CAGCGAUCUAUGAUCAAAGAUGGCGAGCACCUCCGACCCACUGGAAGAUAUGCUAUUUUCUGAGGUGGAUGAAAAAGCUGUGAGCGAUUUAGUGGGCUCUUUGGAGUCACAACUUGUUGGACAAAGCAACCCUGCAGAUACUCAGUCGGAAAACAGAGGUGCUGGGUCUACAUUCACUGCAAACCAUCACUUAGGGAAAACGCUAACAGCCCAAGUGGGUACUACACUAGUACAGCAGCAACAAGGACAACAUAAAGCUGGGAUGCACCAGGAGAUAAACUCUAAAGAAAUUAGCUUAGAGAAAACUGUUACAUCUUCUUCGCUGAGUUCUAUUCCGUCCUUUGAGGAAGCUUCCACCACUUCAGGGACUGGAGUAAACGCUACCAAGAGCGGUUUGCAAUCACAUGGAACAUCAUCUAUCACAACACUACCUGCAUUUGGUGGUGUAGCAACUUCUCCGCUUGUCAACAGCAUCAGCAGCACCACCACCAGCCGAGGUUCCGCUCUGGCUUCAGGUCAGACAUCAACAGACAUUGUCGAUCAUCCAAGAAAACGUAUAACUGCAUCGUUACGGAGUGCAUCCGCGGGAAUACAGAGUUUGAACGGUAGCGGAGGAGCGGUAACGUCAAGGAAUAAUCCCCCUGCGGCGGGAACUGCUGCGUUGAUUAAUAACGUUAACACUGUGUCUAGCAGUGCAAGUGCAGCAAACUCAAGUCGGACCGUUGACGUUACAUCUUGUGUAAAUACGACGAUUUUCACUUUAUCUAACUCCAGAAUUUCUUCAACUCAAUCAGCGAUUCCCCUGGAUAAGGGGACUCCUACUAUUGCUUUGCAAAGACUACCAAGUCACAUUGUAGCUAGCAUUGCACAUAAUGGAAAUGGCACUACCGUCUCGGCCUUGGUUAAACAAGGCGCGAUAGGACCGAUCACCUGUGCAGCAGCUUCACAAGUGAACCACAAAAAAGAGGGUUCUGAAGCGAAGUCGGACGCUCCCGUACAGUCCAAAAUAGUCAUGUCCAGUCCGUUAGGUGUUGUAAAUUCCGUAAUAAACUCUGUUUCCUCUCCCUCUGCUGUUUCCAACAUAGCAGCGGCGACUACUGCAAGUCAUGUCAUGGCAAAGCCUGCUGUCAAUGUUGUUGGACAAACAACAACUGUUGGAAUGGUAAGGCCAGCGUCACCGGCUGUGGCCACAGCUACACAGCCUCUGCUUCGACCGGGAGUCCCAGCGGCUCAAAGGACUGUAGCCCCCCAACUGAUUGUCAGACCCCCCCAACAACCACAGACGACCAUUCAACUGCCUCCUGGGUUUACCAUCCCACCGGGAAUGGUGUUGGUGCGCACUGAGAUGGGUCAGCUGGUGAUGGUCCCACAGCAGGCCCUUGCCCAGGCACAGGCCCAAGCCCAGGCCCAGGCCCAGGCCCAGAACAACAUCUCCCCCCGACCUGCCACCCCCACUGCAGGGGCCACCUUCAGAGCAACUACCCUACAGAAGGGCCCCAUGGCUCCGGCUGUGGCAGUGACGGCUCCCCAACAGGCCCCCGUGGUAAUGACCCCCCAGGUCCAGGCUGGGGCCCAGGCUGCCUUACAGCCAGCCCUGCCCCCACAGACCAGCGUCCCUGUAGCCCCAGGAGCCUCUGUCAUCUCCCAGGAGAUGCAGGAGAAUGUGAAGAAGUGUAAGAACUUCUUGGCCACCCUGAUAAAGCUGGCCUCCCACAACUCUCCGUCACCUGAGACCUCCAAAAAUGUCAAGUCACUGGUCCAGGAUCUACUGGAUGCUAAGAUUGAGCCUGAGGAGUUCACCAACAGACUGCAGUCAGAGCUCAAGUCGUCUCCUCAGCCCUACCUGGUCCCCUUCCUCAAGAAAAGCCUCCCGGCCCUGCGGCUGUCUCUGCUCAACAUUCAGCAUUCCCUGAUCCAGCCUCUGCCGCAGGCCAAAGCCACCCCCACCACAGGCACCAGCUCUGCCAUCAUGGCCGUCCCAGCUAUCCGCGGCCGCCUCCCCAACAUCGUCAGCACCACGGGGGCCAGUGUCGGGGCCCAGGGACACACAGCUGCCCUGGGUAUCAAGCAAGCGGGCACCGCUGGUUGCCAGGUCAGGAUGCCCAUGUUGAUCACACCAUUAAGAACACAAGGCACUGUCAGCAAGGGAGCCAUGUUCCAAGCAGGCAAAAGUCCUGUGGGUUUUGCUGUUAAGGGCUCUGGAAAUCAGAAAAACAAGCUGAACGAUCCCGGAGGCGGUUCUUUCAGGGAUGAUGAUGACAUUAACGAUGUGGCGUCCAUGGCGGGGGUGAACCUGAAUGAAGAGAGCGCUCGUAUCCUGGCAACCAACUCUGAGCUGGUGGGGACACACAUCCGCUCCUGUAAAGAUGAGGCCUUCCUUCACCCGGGCCUGUUACACAGACGCAUCCUGGAGACAGCUAAGAAGUUUGGCGUGUCAGAGGUUCCUAUGGAGGCUGUGAACUUCAUCUCCCACGCUACCCAGUCCCGACUCCGCACUGUGCUGGAGAAGGUCUCCUCCAUCGCACAGCACAGGAUGGACGGUGGUAAAGAUGAGGAGUGGUUGGAGCAGUCGGCAGACGUGCGGUCGCAGCUAAAGUUCUUUGAGCAGCUGGAGAGGAUAGAGAAGCAGAGGAAGGAUGAACAGGAGAGAGAGAUCCUACUCAAAGCAGCUAAAAGUCGCUCCAGGCAAGAGGACCCAGAGCAGGCUCGGCUGAAACAAAAAGCUAAGGAGAUGCAGCAACAGGAAAUGGCCCUGGUGAGGCAACGAGACGCGAACCUGACUGCGCUAGCUGCCAUCGGACCUCGGAAGAAACGCAAGAUGGACUCGCCAGGGGUCACACCGUCAGGGACCGAGGUAUCAGGCAUCUCAGUGGGGUCGCCGGGCGCCGCCUCCUCCCCCUCCACGUCGUCACAGCGGCAACGUCAACGCAUCACCCGCGUCAACCUCAGGGACUUCAUCUUCUACAUGGAGCAGGAGAAAGAGACAGCCCACUCACUUCUGCUCUACCGGGCUCUGCUCAAGUAGCACCUUCUCCCUCCCAGCACCCUCCUCUCUCUUCCUUACCAUCUCCUUCUACCCCUGCAACGUGCCUUCAAUCGGGUCAGAUGUUUCAGCUCAGUGUCUGUUGUGAUGUUGAUAUUAACGUAGCUUUUGAUAUAAAGGCGAGAGAAAAAACUCACUAAAAUAUAUUGUAUGUGUCUUUAUCUGUUUUAGCUUCAUGAUAAAUACACUGAGUACCAAACAUUAAGAACACCUUCCUAAUAUUUGCCUUUUGCCCCCAGAACAGCCUCAGUUCGUCGGGGCAUUGACUCUACAAGGUGUCGAAAGUGUUUGACA
Oncorhynchus tshawytscha (Chinook salmon) is the source of this 3337-nucleotide messenger RNA. Its product is annotated as transcription initiation factor TFIID subunit 4-like. The transcript is spliced from 14 exons. The record is from RefSeq and is a predicted model, not a curated record. Gene Ontology annotation, biological process: transcription initiation at RNA polymerase II promoter; DNA-templated transcription. Gene Ontology annotation, cellular component: transcription factor TFIID complex. Gene Ontology annotation, molecular function: DNA binding; RNA polymerase II general transcription initiation factor activity; protein heterodimerization activity. Lineage: Eukaryota; Metazoa; Chordata; Actinopteri; Salmoniformes; Salmonidae. The coding region runs from base 20 to 3025 and encodes 1001 amino acids.